AUUUCUGUAUUUCUGUACUUCUCACCCAACCAAAUCCCCAAACUCAUCGUCUAUCAGCUUCUUCCUGGUUUCAGAGCUGAAGUAGAGCAGUGCUGCAAAUCCAUGGAGCUUCUUUCACGCUGUUCUACUCUGAUUCCUCAUGCCUCCUCUCUCGGCCUUCUCAAUUCUCAUGGGAAACCGUCAAAUUUCUAUCCAAAGCUCAAAUCCGGUCUUUCUUUUCCUUCGGCUUCAUCGGUUCUCAAAACAACCGCUCGUAAGCCCUCGAGAACCCUAGCUACGUCCUCUUCUGUUCAUAUGACGGGUCCGCAAACGCCGGAUGCCGCCCAGAGAGGCGCCGAGACUGACGCUAUGGGACUGCUUCUCAGGGAGAGGAUUGUCUUCUUGGGGAACAGCAUCGAUGAUUUUGUGGCGGAUGCUAUUAUCAGUCAGCUUUUGCUCUUGGAUGCUCAGGACUCUACUAAAGAUAUCAGACUUUUCAUUAAUUCCUCUGGCGGCUCUCUCAGUGCAACCAUGGCUAUCUACGAUGUCAUACAGCUCGUGAGAGCCGAUGUCUCUACUAUUGCACUAGGCAUUGCAGCCUCAACAGCUUCCAUAAUCCUCGGUGGUGGCACUAAAGGAAAGCGUCUUGCGAUGCCCAAUGCACGUAUUAUGGUUCAUCAACCUCUUGGAGGGGCGAGUGGGCAAGCAAUAGACGUGGAAAUUCAAGCACGUGAAAUCAUGCAUAACAAGAACAACAUUACAAGAAUCAUUUCCGAGUUCACUGGCCAUCCAUUUGAAAAGGUCCAAAAAGAUAUCGAUAGGGAUCGUUAUAUGUCCCCCAUAGAGGCUGUAGAAUAUGGAUUGAUUGAUGGAGUGAUCGACAAGGACAGCAUUAUACCUCUCGUACCCGUGCCAGAACGAGUGAAGGCAAGUUUAAAUUAUAUAGAAAUUAGUAAAGAUCCCAAAAAAUUCUUCUCACCAGAUGUCCCCGACGACGAGAUAUACUAGUUUCAAGCGUUUCAAUGUACCGUUUUCUAGGCUUUCGAUUUAUAUGAUUCACUUGUAGAAUCUUAUGUGUGAGCAAAGUCAUGGUAAGCGGAAACCAGAAAUAUUCUGGAACUUGCUGAGCUCAUCACCUUCGUCUCUACUUACCACAAGUUAAAGAGGUAUUGGGAAUUUGGACUCUUUUUCUAUCUAUGACAUUAUCAAAUUAGCAUUCUUGAGAAAGGAAAACUUGGCAUUGAAUCAUAUUUUUGUAUUGGCAGUGUAUAUUUGUUGAUUGAUU
Molecule: messenger RNA, 1264 nt
Organism: Cucurbita maxima (winter squash)
Lineage: Eukaryota; Viridiplantae; Streptophyta; Magnoliopsida; Cucurbitales; Cucurbitaceae
Product: ATP-dependent Clp protease proteolytic subunit 4, chloroplastic-like
Exons: 2
Coding region: 103-987 (294 amino acids)
Biological process (GO): protein quality control for misfolded or incompletely synthesized proteins
Cellular component (GO): endopeptidase Clp complex
Molecular function (GO): ATP-dependent peptidase activity; serine-type endopeptidase activity; ATPase binding
Source: RefSeq, a predicted model, not a curated record